UCAAGAGAUCACAAUAGUCAAUCUGCAACUGUAAUAUCAUAACCGACUCGACGCACUCGCCUCUUAAAAAUUAAACGCGCGAAAUAAACGGAGUUGUAACCUAGAAAACCGUGAGAUUCGGCUGACUGCAUAAUAGCGAGCCCAGCGGCCAUUUUUAUGUAAUACGAUGUAAUAAAUAGUUAUGCAACGAUCAUUUUGACCUCAUAAUUUGGCGGGUUGCGAACAGUCCGUCGCCAUGAUAGCACACGCUCGCGCGCUUUCUCAUUGACAGUUCAGUGUUCGAAAUUUGAAUUUGUGCCAGUGACAUUUAGUGCAGUGACUUUGGAUUUUAAAAAAAUGUGCUGAACUUCCACAAUGGCGACUCUCGACACCAAUAGUAACAUUAUCGAAACACUGGACAUGAAAAUAGAGAACAGGAAUGCACAGGAAGGCGCGGACGGGAGCAGGAACUUUAAACAGACAAUCGACAGGAAUCAAGAGGUAAACGGAAACAUGGAACAAGAGAACAGAAAUUUGGAGAAUAUAAAUAAUUUGAGCAGUAAAAAUAUCGACGAGUGUUUAGAAUGUCGGAAAGAUGAGAAGAAAUUGACUGAGAUACAAAAGUUUUAUGAUGGGAAGAAUAUUAUGAUCACCGGUGCGACAGGCUUCCUCGGCAAGGUUCUCAUGGAGAAGCUUCUCCGCUCGUGCCCCGGCGUGGAGAACAUCUACCUGCUGGUGCGGCAAAAGCGUGGGAAGGACAUCUACACUAGGAUAGAAGAGAUUCUCGACGAUCCUGUAUUUGAUAGACUGAAACAAGACGUCCCGAAGUUCCGACACAAAGUGGUGGUGAUGCCCGGAGACUGCGAGGCGGUGGGGCUGGGAUUGUCACUAUCUGAUAGACAAAUACUUACGGAGAAGGUAAACGUGGUGUUCCAUUCGGCGGCCACGGUGAAAUUUGACGAGCACCUCCGAGCGGCGCUCGCCACGAAUGUUCGCGCGCCACUACAUCUGCUGAGGCUUGCGAGAGAUAUGAAGGAUUUGAGCGUGUUCAUGCACGUCUCAACGGCAUACUCCAACUCCCAUCUGGAAGCGGUUCAGGAGAGGUUCUACCCCUGCGCAGCCAGCUGCGACCACCUCGAGACGGUGAUAGACAAACUGACAGAUGACCAGAUCAACCAGAUGUUACCCACCAUCCUAGGUCCGUGGCCGAAUACCUACACGUUCACCAAAGCACUAGCAGAGAAAGAGUUGAGGAAAAGCGUUGGCCAACUUCCUCUGGGCAUCUUCAGGCCUGCGAUAGUAACAUCAACUGCGAAAGAGCCAUUAGUAUGCUGGCUGGACAACAUGUAUGGACCCACGGGAGUCGCCAUUGGCACUGUAACGGGUAUCCUCCGAACUCUGCAGUGCGACGAGAAAGUCACAGCGGACAUCGUGCCCGUGGACAUGACGGUCAACUGCCUCAUGGUGGCCGCUGCCAACGUCCACAAAAUUUACAAGAGGUCACCGCCCCCCGAGCCCCCGAUCUUCAACUACGUGAGCUCCGUGGAGAACCGGAUCACGUGGGGCGAGUUCAUGACGCACAACCUCAAGCAUAUAGAUAAGAACCCCUUCUCCAACGCUGUGUGGUACGUGUCGCUGACGCUGCACCGGUCCGCUUUCAUGAACCAGCUGUACAUUAUCUUCUUGCAUCUGCUGCCAGGAGUGCUGGUCGACGCGUUGGCUGUCUGUCUAGGAAGGAAACCAAAGAUGUUGAAGGUGUACCGCAAGAUCCACAAGUUCUCUUCUGUUCUCUCCUACUUCUGUACGCGGGAGAUACAUUUCUGCAACCGGAAUAUAAGAAAUAUGUGGGACAGGACGCCUGAUGACGAUAAACAGAUGUUUCCAUUCAGUAUGGCCGAAGUGAGCUGGGAGCUAUAUUUCCAACAGUACCUCAUCGGAAUCAGGCGAUACCUGUUUAAGGAGAGCGACGACACGCUGCCGCAAGCGAGGAUCAAGUGGCGAAGACUAUACUACCUACAUCAGUUAGUAAGGUUAAUUUUCUCUGCUCUAGCCCUCUACGCUCUAUGGUCCAUAUUAACUACACUAUUUUAGAAUUUUUAGAACCAAAGAGUUAUACUUUUUAAAGUAAGAACUCUAAGAGCCACCCGACUCUAGCGUCUAGUCAACUCUAUGGCUGCUGCUCGACGCAACGUUGGCGCAACUGUGCGGCGACGCCAUAUUCCAUAACGCUGAGGCGCUGACUAGAUGCCAACGCUGAAGAUGCUAGUGCGUGGUGGCCCUAACCAUGAAGAAUAUCUUACAGUGACCCGCCUGUUCCUAUCUCUAUCGCAUGCGCUUUUUUUUUCUUGAACAGUAUAAUUGUGUAUGAAAUAUAGAAAUAUAUAAAACAUCUUCACGUUACUUAACAAUAAAAAAAUUAUUAACAAUUAUCUUAAAAAUAAACAAAAUUAAUAUUUACAAAAUAUCAUACAAUAACAAAUUAUGUGUUGUGUAAGUACUUAAUGGGAUAAUAAUAAAAAAAUACAAUAAUAAUAAAAAAAAUGACACAAUUUUCGAUCCCCCUCCCCCCCGUGUAACGCGCCGUAACGUUUUCGUGCCCCCUUCCCCUACCGAAAAGUUACGUUGAAGAAAUGAGCGAGCGUGUAUGAGGAAUGUUAUGCGAAAGAGGUAUGUCAGGAUCGUAGCAAGUGGAAAUCCGUGGUCUCUGCCUACCCCUCCGGGAAAUAGGUGUGAUUAUGUAUGUAUUUUAUUAAAAAAAAUACAUUGUCACGUAAUGCCUUGUUCCAUACUUUUGUAAACAUUCACAUUAUUUUAUUACAAAAUAUUUAAAAUAUUGAAAAAUUUUGAGCGGUUGAAACGCUUAUAAUUUUUGGCGCGAAUUCGACAGAGCGUGAUGACGUCACACGUUGGACGGUCCAGCUACUUAUAACACUUAUGUGAACUAAUCCGUCGAACGCGUGACGUCACGUGACGUUUCGCUCACUAGCUUUUCGCGAAAAAAAUUUUGUACUUUUUAUUAGCAAUUAAAUGAUAGUUUAAUAACGGAAAUGCAUUUGUAACAUGAUAUAACAUUAACAAACAUCCGAAUAAAAAAUAUUUCGUUCAAAUAUAAACUUCAUGCAUGAGGCUAAUUAUGCGAGUGCGAUAGAGAUAGGAACAGGCGGGUCGCUGUACGAAAUUAUUCGUGGUUGGCGUCCUUACUUUAGUGGAGAUGUAAAGUGUAAGACAAAAUUGUGGCCUCGAACUUGACAUUCGAACGAAAAUUUAAAAAUGUAGUCGCGAAGGUUUUUGCCAUAUAACAUUUGAGUUUCGCGCCUUUUCCUUCUGAGAAAUUAGUUUUCACCACACCAGCUGGCAAAUGCUCUCUAAUACUUCAGAAGCUGAUGAGAAAGUUGCAUUUUGUCCACAAGAGUGGCAAAGUAAUUAGAUGCAAAUUAUGAGUUGUUUCCUCAUUUUGGCUGGUGGAAUUUACUUUUAAGUGAUGAUUUUGAAUGAUACAUGUUUAGUAGCGUUCAUUUGGUUUUUAUUUGUAAUGUUUUACAGGUGCAUAGUAUUUUUCUCGCGUUGGUGUGUAAACUAUUGUUUCACUCGGUGGCAAAGUUUGAGUCGUGCCUUAAAACCCUCGCAACGCUCAAGAUUCUUCCGCUUGCUCGGGUAUCAGUAUUAGCAAAGAUAGAUAUAACUCCGUAAUAGAUGGAUACAGUCUAAGGAAAAAACGUGCCUUGAAAAUCAAGAAAAUUUGAUUCUCGUUCAGAGGGCGCUACUAGUUUUGGCCUACAGUCGUAUAGAUGGCGUUGACGGUUUCGUUUGUUAUUUAACAAUUUUAACGCAUAUCAGUGAAAGAACAUGGGUCAAAAUCAUAAAAAUAAUUAAUGCAAAUAAAAAAAAUCCUUUAUCUAUAUUUAAAUACAUUCUAUCGUAUUUUUAUAAAUCUUCAUUUUUAGUUUUAAAGUGUGUCGACAGAUGGCAGUGAAUUUACUGGGGUUACAAAAUUUACUAUGACCAACUAUGACAGUACCGCUCUAGUAUAAGUUGCUCUAUGCUAUGACAGUACCGCUCUAGUAUAAGUUACUCUAUGGUAUUAGCACGAGUGGUUAAACAACAACUUUGCCCCCUUGUAAUACAAAUAACUAUUCCCAAACUAUAGAUACGCCAUAUAUUGUGUAUUUACACUAUUUACUGAAUUGUCAAACGCAAAAUUUUGACAGUCAGAAUUACCAAAUUCUAGUCUAGUUCAGCUGUCAAAUACGGCCUGCUCCGUAGGUAGGUAGGUAAGCUACACAUUUUUUUUUCAAACUACACUUUUGCUUUUAAUAGGUUACUCUAUAGAAAUAAAAAUGAUUGCAAUGUGUACAGAGACAAUAUUAUGCAUAUUUUAAAAACAAUUUUUUAUGAAAAUUGUAUAAAUUACUUUAAAAAGUUAUAUAAUAUAAGUAUUUUAGUUAUUUUUUGUACCUAAUGUUGUUAAAUACUAAGCUAUUUUGAUAAAUGUGAUUAAGUCCAGCAAUUUUAAAUUUUCUAGCAGUUGUUAAAAAU
Messenger RNA from Cydia strobilella, 4515 nucleotides. Its product is annotated as fatty acyl-CoA reductase wat-like. NCBI's taxonomy places the organism in Eukaryota, Metazoa, Arthropoda, Insecta, Lepidoptera, Tortricidae. The transcript is spliced from 14 exons. Gene Ontology annotation, molecular function: alcohol-forming very long-chain fatty acyl-CoA reductase (NADP+) activity. Gene Ontology annotation, biological process: long-chain fatty-acyl-CoA metabolic process. Gene Ontology annotation, cellular component: peroxisome. The record is from RefSeq and is a predicted model, not a curated record. Bases 355 to 2070 code for a protein of 571 amino acids.